Sander lucioperca (pikeperch) is the source of this 3744-nucleotide messenger RNA. RefSeq names its product adducin 2 (beta) (gene add2). Gene Ontology annotation, biological process: barbed-end actin filament capping. Lineage: Eukaryota; Metazoa; Chordata; Actinopteri; Perciformes; Percidae. Gene Ontology annotation, molecular function: actin filament binding. The record is from RefSeq and is a predicted model, not a curated record. The transcript is spliced from 16 exons. Gene Ontology annotation, cellular component: cytoskeleton; plasma membrane; postsynaptic density. The coding region runs from base 604 to 2619 and encodes 671 amino acids.
UUUUGUCUGACUUGAGCUGGGCCUAUAGCCAACUAAACAACGUUUUAGGAGACAGCAUUAGAUAUCCAGCAGGGGCUGUACGUUAUAUGUAUGGCUUUAUAAACACAAUAACUAAGCGCAGUGCAAAGAUUGAUCCCCACUGUAGGUGUAUGAGCGGGAGCCCUUGGGUGUCAGACUGUGGACAGGCGUGGCAGUGGGCUGGUCCAGGCGCACCGAGCGAUGAAAAACAUCAGGAUCCAUUGACUUGGUACCAGCUGAGGCCCUGAAAUAGUCUGACAAAGGAACCCCAGGGUCGCAAGCCAACACUGACAGAUUUGUUGUAAUUAACUACAUCUGCUUCUUCCGAGGACGGAUGUGGGUGUGCCGCACCCACACAGAAGACACGGUCCUGAGGAUGAUGCACUGAGUUACCGAGCCGUAUCACUAGCUAACUUCCUGUUAGUGGAUCUGAUGCUGCUGUCUCCGCGUUUGCUCUGCUAAUGCUGCAUGUUGUAUAGCUCUGCUCUUCCACUCGGCCUGUACCCUGAGGAAUACAGCAUCCUUAAUGUGAGGUUAUCCAAACCCACCCCUGGUUGGAAGACAUCAACUGCAAAACAGUAGAAGAUGAGCAAGUCGCCCACUCCCAAAGGCACCCCGGUGCAGCGCAGCCCCAGUGAUGGGGUCCCUGAGGGCCUCCUGUCUCCUCAGCAUUCCACACCCAGCUCCGGACCCCAGCAUAAGAAACGCAUCUCCAGCCUCCUUCAGAGUCCGUCAUUCAGGGAGGAGCUGGAUGUGCUGAUCCAGGAACAGAUGAAGAAGGGUGGCAGCUCAUCCAACCUAUGGGCACUGAGACAGCUGGCUGAUUUCAUGGCGUCGCAUGGCGCCCCGGCCGCCCUGCCUGUCACCCCUUCUAACAUGAUGAUGGUGACUCCCAUCAAUGACCUGCAGGGCUGGGAGCCUGGCAGCAUGGUGAAGGGGGAGAGGUUGAUGCGCUGCAAGCUGGCUAGUGUCCAUCGCCUGUUUGACCUGUACGGCUGGGCCCAGAUCAGCCGCACCUGUCUCACUCUGCGUGUCAGUAAAGAACAGGAACACUUCUUGGUGCUUUCAGACGGCCUGGCCUACAGUGAGGUGACUGGAUCCAGUCUGGUAAAGGUGAACAUCCUGGGUGAAGUGGUGGAGAAGGGCAGCACCAACCUGGACGUGGACCCAGAGAAGUUCAGCCUGCACUCGGCCAUCUACUCUGCCCGGCCAGACGUUCGCUGUCUGCUUCACCUCCACACACCGGCCACGGCUGCGGUUUCAGCAAUGAAGUGCGGCCUCCUGCCUCUGUCCCAUGAGGCCCUGCUGGUCGGUGACGUGGCUUAUUACGACUACAACGGAGUCAUGGAGGAGGAGGAGGACAGAGUGGAGCUGCAGAAGAGCCUGGGCCCAACCUGUAAGGUUCUGGUGCUGAGGAAUCACGGCAUCGUGGCUCUGGGGGAGUCUGUGGAGGAGGCCUUUUGCACUAUCUAUCACAUCCAGGCUGCCUGCCAGAUCCAGGUGUCAGCUUUGUGCUGUGCCGGUGGUGAACAGAACCUGAUUCUUCUGGACCGGACCAUCCAUAAACCCAACGUAGCCGGCACCGUGGGCUGGGCUGGCUCCACCUUUGGACCCCUGCACAAGAGCCGCGUCGGGGAGCACGAGUUUGAAGCCCUCAUGAGAACCAUGGAUAACUUGGGCUACCGUACAGGCUACGCCUACCGUUUCCCUGUGCUGCUGGAGCGUUCGCGGACGCGGAGGGAGGUGGAGGUGCCUGCAACCGCCACGGCUUUCCACCAGUUUGAUGACGACGGAGUCCACCCGGCUCUGAGGCAGCACCCUUUCGCUCAGCGCCAGCAGCAGGAGAGGACUCGGUGGCUCAACACCCCCAACACCUACCAAAAAGUCAACCAGGAGCAAGCCAGCCCGGGUCAGCGCACCACUUGGUUGAAGGCAGAAGAGGUGACACAAGCUGGCAGCACAGCCAUCAAGAUAGAGACCACAAACCAGUUUGUGCCUCUUUUCACCAACCCUCAAGAGGUGAUUGAGACACGAAACAAGAUCCGACAGCAGAAUCGUCAGGACAUGAAGACAGCAGGACCACAGUCUCAAGUCCUCGCCAGCGUUAUAACAGUCGACAGUCCUCCGUCUCCAGUCAGCCCACCUGAAGUCCCACCAGGGCCAGAACCUCCCAACCCCUUCAACCAGCUGACAGACCAGGAGCUGGACGAGUACCGCAAGGAGGUCCAGAGGAAACAGGACGGAGGGACCAAUGAAGGGGAGGAGGUGGCGAACGACAAGGAGUCUCCCCCCGCUAACUCCCCCACAAAGGGCCCCCCGCCAAGCCCCCCUCCUCUCUCAGAAGAGGCAAAGACGGACCCUCCAGCCAUACAGAACGGCAGCGAGGAGGAGAAGCAGACGACCGAGGAGCUGGAGAAAGGGAUGAAGGCUCUUUCCACCAACGACACCACCUCCACACCUGCUGCUCCUCUGCCCCCCAAACCCCAAGGCGGUACCCCGGAGGGCUCCCCCUCCAAGUCCCCGUCCAAGAAGAAAAAGAAGUUCAAGCCGCCGUCGUUCCUGAAAAAGAGCAAGAAGCAGAAGGAGAAAGCCGAGACCUGAGGCGUUCACGCACACCUGGCCCCCGGUGAAAUACUACCGGGAAACAUUUCGUAGUGAAUGCUGGAGUAAGCAGAUGAGUUAACCACAUCAGAUCUAUUCAAUCACAGUCAGUUAACACGUCACUCACAGACACGCUGUACGAAAUUGACUUGCAAAUACUUUCCUGCAACACUGGUACUCACUGAUCUGAUCUAAGUGGUCUCACACACACACACACACACACACACACACACACACACACACACACACACACACACACACACACACACACACACACACACAGUUCCUGUAUCACUCACGUCUUAUUUUCACCUGCUGUGCUAUGAAACCAUUCAUUAACUUCACUGUAUAGGCAUUCAAACACUUUCCUUUCUAAAACUGGGAUUGCUCGUGUGAUUGUGUGCACUUGUCGCUCCAAAUUUGUUUCAUACCAUUUUUUUUUUAAAUCACAACUUUGCAAGACACAGUGGAAAUGUAAGUCUCCUUGAGUUAUGCACCUCUUAUAUAUGUAUAGGCACUUGACAUAUGUAUAUUGACAUUCUAGUAUGUUGCAUUUAUUCAUCAUCAUAGGCAUCUUCUAGUCAUGAUUUGGUUCUAAUUCUCUGAUAGAUGUUGCAGGUAUUCUGUGUGAACACAGGUGCAGUACAUGUAGAAAUAUACUGAUAGCUACUGAUUGUGCUCUUCUGAAUGCUGGUUUUGUGUAAAACUAUCAGCCUAUUGACGUCAUUGCAGCAGGGAAGAACAAAGAAAAAAGAAUGCCGGGAAAUAUGCUGGCUCGCAACAAAACACAAGUCGCUAUAAAUGCCUCUGCUACCCCAAAACAGGAUAAAGCAUUAAAUAAAUUGUUGCUUGCCAAUGCAGUUUGAAACCCAGUAAUAGAAGAUACUGAAGGUACUAAACAUUCCACUUUUUCCCCCCAUCUUCUUUUAAAUGUAUGUAUGUGUGCAAAAUACCUCUUAACAGUUGUAAUUAUUUUCUGUUUUAACCAGUAGCUGUUAUCAAAAUGCUGACGUGUGAUGUUUGCUCAUGGUUUUAAUUUAUUUUAUAUUAGAAUGUACAAGUGAGUGUUGCAAGGUUACCAUGUAUCAGUCAUUAAAGAUCAAGUUUGAUUUAAAACCAACAGGA